AUGGAUAAAGGACGCUCAGGUCUUAAUGCUAAUGAUUGGGAUAAAAUUCAUGGCAGGUCCCAUCUUAAACAUCCAAAGCUUACAAGAGAUCAAUUAGAGUACACCAUUCUCCAAAUGAGAACUCGAUCACCUCAUAGAAAUCUCACAACAACACUAUCAAUUGAUUCCGAAGUUGAUGCUCUUUUUCCAUCCUCCAAUAAUGAAGUUGAGCUGACUCUAAUUAAUGACGAACCUCCUAUCAACAAAUCUCCACCUGAAAAUGAUACUAAGAUCGUUUUAAAAUAUAAUAAUGCCAUUGUUGCUGCUCUUUGCACUCUAAUUGCCUUUCCCUUCCUGGUUCCUUCUACAUCUAAAUUCCUACGUGACCUUGGACUGAUGACUUUCUCUAAAGAUAUGAAUAUUGAAGAUCAAGUUGGUGAUCCAGACAAUCAAGAUCAAGGUAUUCAUGCUUCUCAAGAUUUUCAAGAUGUUGAUGUUAAUAGAAAUUUUGAAAGCUCUUCCUCAGAUAUUAGAUCCGCAGAUGAAAAAGUAGUUGAUCCAUUCACACUCUUGGAAAUCUAA
This is a messenger RNA of Lactuca saligna, 561 nucleotides long. The record is from the annotation of a GenBank genome assembly. Lineage: Eukaryota; Viridiplantae; Streptophyta; Magnoliopsida; Asterales; Asteraceae.